This is a messenger RNA of Hippoglossus stenolepis (Pacific halibut), 2560 nucleotides long. It is a transcript of the gene acss1, whose product is annotated as acyl-CoA synthetase short chain family member 1. Bases 185 to 2266 code for a protein of 693 amino acids. NCBI's taxonomy places the organism in Eukaryota, Metazoa, Chordata, Actinopteri, Pleuronectiformes, Pleuronectidae. The transcript has 15 exons. Gene Ontology annotation, molecular function: acetyl-CoA synthetase activity; AMP binding. Gene Ontology annotation, cellular component: mitochondrion. The record is from RefSeq and is a predicted model, not a curated record.
UUACAGGCUGUAGUUCCAGAGCUUUCGACUGAAACAGUUCAUCAGCUCAUGAACGAGCUGUAAGUGGAGUUUGAGUCCAGAUAUUUGAUGCCAACAGUUACAGGACCUCGAAAGCUGUGGAAAAGUUCACCUGCGCUCACCUGAGGGGGUUACUGAGGACUCACUCUGGACCCAGAGGAUCAACAUGGCCGCUCACACCAGAGGGGCCCGGUUCUUCAGGAGCCUGCUGAGCCGCUGCAGGACCCCGGGACCCCCGGGACCCGCUCCGUCCUGGACCCCGGUCCUGCGCCUGUCCUCCCGGCCUCCUGUGCCGGCAGCGGGCACCUGGAGCUCCGGGCUGUCCCGCCUGUCUCACCCGGACCUGUACCGGCUCUCGGUCACGGACCCGGAUCAGUUCUGGGGAGCCGCGGCCGACAGACUCCGCUGGAUGGAGCCGUUCCACCGGGUCCAGGACUGCGACCUGAGCCGCGGGAGGAUCCGCUGGUUCCUUGGAGGGAAGAUCAACGUGUCCGUGAACUGUCUGGACGUCCAUGUUGAGAAACAUCCAGACCGAGUGGCUCUGAUCUGGGAGCGAGACGAACCCGGCACAGAGGUGAAGGUCACAUACAGGGAGCUGCUGGAGACCACCUGCCGCCUCGCCAACACGCUGAAGAGCCAUGGGAUCCAGAAGGGUGACAGGGUGGCCAUCUACAUGCCAAUUUCCCCGAUGGCCGUGGCGGCCAUGUUGGCGUGUGCUCGUAUUGGAGCGGUACACACGGUGGUGUUCGCUGGUUUCAGCUCAGAGGCUCUGGCAGGGAGGAUCCAGGACGCUGAGUGCAGAGCAGUUGUCACCUGUAAUCAAGGUGUGAGGGGGGGUCGGCUCAUUGAACUGAAGUCCACGGUGGACUCUGCAGUGAAGAUGUGUCCGUCUGUCCAACACGUGUUUGUCUCUCAGAGGACACAACAGCCUGCAGUGAUGGGAGAGCUGGACGUCCCCCUGGAGAAGGUCAUGUCCCAUCAGCCCUCUGUCUGUCCUGCGGAGCCUCUGGACUCUGAAGACAUUUUGUUUCUUCUCUACACAUCAGGUAGUACCGGAAAACCUAAAGGCAUCGUCCACACACAGGCUGGAUACCUGCUGUACACCUCCCUGACUCACCAGUACGUGUUUGAUCACCGGGACGGAGACGUGUUUGGCUGCGUGGCAGAUAUCGGCUGGAUCACGGGUCACAGUUAUGUCAUCUACGGUCCUCUGUGCAACGGCGCCACCACAGUCCUGUUUGAGAGCACACCUGUUUACCCAAACCCAGGUCGAUACUGGGAGAUGGUCCAGCGUCUCCGGAUCACUCAGUUCUACGGAGCGCCCACUGCUCUGCGUCUGCUGCUGAAGCACAACGACAGCUGGGUGAAGAAGUACGACCGCUCGUCACUGAGGACGCUGGGAUCAGUGGGAGAGCCUAUCAACCAUGAGGCCUGGUUGUGGUUCCACAGUGUGGUUGGAGAUGGACGGUGCCCUCUAGUGGACACCUGGUGGCAGACAGAGACCGGAGGAAUCUGUAUCGCUCCUCGUCCUGCAGAGGAAGGAGCGCCGAUCGUUCCAGCGAUGGCCAUGAGGCCGUUCUUCGGCAUCGAGCCGGUUCUCAUGGGAGAGAAGGGUGAAGCAGUGUGCGGACCCUCAGUCUCUGGAGCGUUGUGUAUCCGUCAGCCUUGGCCUGGAAUGUGUCGUGGUAUCUAUGGAAACCACCAGAGAUUUGUCGAAACUUACUUGAAACCGUUUCCUGGUUGUUACUUCACCGGUGACGGGGCGUUCCGCUCUGACGACGGUUACUACCAGAUAACUGGUCGGAUGGAUGAUGUCAUCAACGUCAGCGGUCAUCGCCUCGGGACAGCGGAGAUAGAAGACGCUCUGGAUGAACAUCCAUCUGUUCCAGAAACGGCUGUGAUUGGAAUCCCACACGUCAUCAAAGGAGAAGUUCCUUUUGUGUUCAUUGUGUUGAAGGAUGAGGUUUGUGACGACCCCCUCAUCGUGGUUCAGCAGCUCAGAGACGUUGUUGUCACUAAAAUCGCGAAGUACGCCGUCCCUGAGCACUUCCUGGUAGUGAAGCGUUUACCAAAGACUCGCUCUGGGAAGAUCAUGAGGCGCAUCCUGAGGAAGGUCGCCAUGGAGACCACCGAUGACCUUGGCGACGUGUCGACGCUGGACGACCCCUCUGUCGUCAAGGAGAUCAUCGAGGCCUAUGAGCUGUACAGGAAGCAGAGGAACCAGGAAGAAGAAAAGAAGAAAGAGUGAGCUGAGCUACAUGUGUGUGAACAAUGUCACGUGGUCAGUUUCACAUGUGAUGAUGUUACUGACGUGAUGUCGUUUUAUUUGGGUUAAAUUUAGGAACGUAAACCAAACGACACAGACAAGUAAACAACAACGAAAAUAAAAUCGGUUGUUUUUAAUCUUAGAGAAAUCAAUUAACAUAAAAAAUAGUUUUCAUUUAAAAAUGUAUUACAUUUGUAUUUUAUUGUUACUUUAAUUAGAAUUAAUAAUUAAUUAAUGAAUAAUUUUAUAAUAGGUGUUAAUAUUUCAUCAAACACA